GCUCCCCGGGGCGGUGCCGCCCGGUCCCGCCCCGCCGGUGUCCGGUUACCCGGGACCCGCCAGCCCGGGGGUGUCGCGCGCCCGCGCCCCGCAGCAGGCGCCAUGGCGGAGGCCCACCAGGCCGUCGCGUUCCAGUUCACGGUCACACCCGAGGGCCUUGACCUGCGGCUGAGCCGCGAGGCCGUGCGGCAGCUCUGCCUCGCCGCCGCGCACGCGUGGAAGAAGCGCCUCGUGCAGGCCAAGAACACGUUCCUGAGUGGGGUGUACCCGGCCUCCCCGUCCAGCUGGGUGCUUGUGGUCAUGGCCACUGCUGGCUCCGUCUACUGCCAGGUGGACCCUUCCCGGGGACUCAUCACCCGCAUCCAGCACUACCUGCCCCAGAGCCGGUUCCUGAGCCCCAGCGGGCAGGAGGCGCUGAGCGCGGCGCUGUUCGGCACCGGCGUGUGGCUGGGCACGGUGCUGCUGUUCCGCCGCGCCCUGCGCCUGCUCCUGACCUACCAUGGGUGGAUGUUCGAGCCCCACGGCCGCCUCAGCCGCCGCACCCGCGUCUGGAUGUUGGGGAUAGGAUGGAAUGGAUGGAGAUGGGGUGGAUGGCAUGGGAUGGGGAUGGGAUGGGUUUGGGGUCACCCGAGCCCAAUUCUGCAGUACCUGGAGUCGGUGCGGCCCCUGAUGGACAAUGAGAAGUACAACAAGAUGGAGACGCUGGCCAAGGAGUUCAAGGAGACGAUCGCACCGCGGCUGCAGAAGUACCUGAUCCUCAAGUCCUGGUGGACAACCAACUACGUCAGUGACUGGUGGGAGGAAUACAUCUACCUGCGCGGCCGCAGCCCCAUCAUGGUCAACAGCAACUACUACGCCAUGGAUUUCCUGUACGUGACCCCCAGCCACAUCCAGGCUGCGCGCGCCGGGAACGCGGUUCACGCCAUGAUCCUGUACCGCCGCAAGCUGGACCGCGGCGAGCUGCCCCCCCUGAUGGCGCUGGGCAUCGUCCCCAUGUGCUCCUCCCAGUCGGAGCGGAUGUUCAACACCACCCGCGUCCCGGGCAAGGAGGCCGACCAGCUCGUGCACCUCGGGGACAGCCGGCACGUGGCCGUGUUCCACCGCGGGCGGUUUUACCGGCUCUGGCUCUACAAGGGGGCCCAGCUCCUGCCGCCCUGUGACCUCCAGCUCCAGUUCCAGCGCAUCCUGGAUGAUCCCUCGGGACCGCAGCCGGGCGAGGAGCGGCUGGCGGCGCUCACCGCGGGGCAGAGGGUGCCGUGGGCCGAGGCGCGCGCGCGGUUCUUCAGCCGCGGCCCCAACAAGGCAUCGCUGGACGCCAUCGAGCGCGCCGCGUUCUUCGUGGCGCUGGACGAGGAGGCGCAUGGCGCGGCGCCGCGGCGCGAGGGCUGCAUGGACGCCUACGCCAAGUCCCUGCUGCACGGGCGCUGCUGCGACCGCUGGUUCGACAAGUCCUUCACCCUCGUGGUCUACAGCAACGGGAAGCUGGGCGCCAACGCCGAGCACUCCUGGGCCGACGCGCCCGUCAUCGGCCACCUCUGGGAGUUCAUGCUGGGCACAGACCGGUUUGAGCUGGGCUACACCGAGGAUGGGCACUGCAAGGGGGAGCCCAACACCGCGCUGCCCCCCCCGCAGCGCCUGCAGUGGGACAUCCCAGAGGAGUGCUGUGCAGCCAUUGAGCGCUCGUACCUGCUGGCCCGGACGCUGGCUGAGGACGUGGACUUCCACGUGUUCCAUUUCUCGGACUUUGGGAAGGGGCUCAUCAAGCGGUGCCGGACCAGCCCCGACGCCUUCAUCCAGAUCAGCCUCCAGCUCGCCCACUUCCGCGACAAGGGCCAGUUCUGCCUGACGUACGAGGCGUCCAUGACGCGGCUGUUCCGUGAUGGCCGCACCGAGACCGUGCGCUCCUGCACCGCCGAGUCCACGGCCUUCGUGCGCAGCAUGGCCGACCCUGCGCAGAGCCGCGCGGAGCGGCAGCGGCUCUUCCGGUUGGCGGCAGAGAAGCACCAGCUCAUGUACCGCUUGGCCAUGACCGGCGCCGGCAUCGACCGACACCUCUUCUGCCUCUACCUGAUGUCGCGGUACCUGGGGCUGCAGUCGCCCUUCCUUGCCCAGGUGCUGUCGGAGCCAUGGCGUCUCUCCACCAGCCAGACCCCACAGCAGCAGCUCAACAUGUUCGACCUCAACAAGUUCCCCGACCACGUCUCCACCGGCGGUGGCUUCGGGCCUGUGGCGGAUGACGGUUAUGGUGUCUCCUACAUGAUAGCUGGGGAAAACCUGAUCAACUUCCACGUGUCCAGCAAGUUCUCGAGUCCUGAGACGGACUCGAAGCGCUUCGGCAGGCACAUCCGUCAGGCCAUGCUGGACGUCGCGGAGCUCUUUGACAAACCCAAGUGAUGCUGGAGCCAAGCCCCGGGCGAGGGGCGCGGAGCUG
Messenger RNA from Pezoporus occidentalis (night parrot), 2431 nucleotides. RefSeq names its product carnitine palmitoyltransferase 1B (gene CPT1B). Gene Ontology annotation, cellular component: mitochondrion. The transcript is spliced from 17 exons. The record is from RefSeq and is a predicted model, not a curated record. Bases 103 to 2394 code for a protein of 763 amino acids. Gene Ontology annotation, biological process: fatty acid metabolic process; long-chain fatty acid transport; carnitine metabolic process. Lineage: Eukaryota; Metazoa; Chordata; Aves; Psittaciformes; Psittacidae. Gene Ontology annotation, molecular function: carnitine O-palmitoyltransferase activity.